This is a messenger RNA of Bemisia tabaci, 3147 nucleotides long. The record is from RefSeq and is a predicted model, not a curated record. Lineage: Eukaryota; Metazoa; Arthropoda; Insecta; Hemiptera; Aleyrodidae.
UUGAGCUGUUAUCAUGCGGAUGUGGUCGUUCAUCAUUCGUUGUUGUUGUGUUCGUGUCUAACGUGAUGAUUCUGAACAGUUAUCGAGAUUUUUGUGAUUAACCGAGUGAGUUUCUUGUGCUUUUUUCACUAUUUUCUCCGGAACUUCAUGCCGCUUUUCAGCGCGAGGUAGUUUACCAAGGAAAUAUUCUACCCACAGAGAUUCUCAGUCUGUCAAUUCAUCAGAACGAUGGUCUCGUCUAGCCGCUAAUUUCUGACUGUUAACCCCUGUUUACUGUGAAUUCCUCUGUCACAUACGAACCAAAAAUUGCAAUACAUUUCAUAUUAUUGGUCUUGAAGAUCAGAUAGCAGGCCUAACAACGGGUAUAUACCCUCUUCCUCAAAUCAGAACCUAGAUUUGACCCAUAUACUUCAUAAUGUCGGACAUCAGUCAAUGGUUUCAAAAUCUACCCACAUUUACCAGACACUGGCUUGGGCUAACAGUUGGAAUUUCACUCAUAGGAAGAUUCGGUCUUUUAAAGCCACAGUACCUCAUUCUUCUUCAUGAACCUUUAAUAAAUGGAUUUGAGAUUUGGCGACCGAUAACAUCAGUGUUCUUCUAUCCUUUAGCUCCUUCCACUGGAUUUCACUUUUUAAUCAACUGUUAUUUUCUUUAUAAUUACUCUCUCCGGUUGGAAACAGGUACUUUUGAAGGUCGUCCUGCAGACUACUUUUUUAUGCUACUAUUCAAUUGGAUUUCUUGUGUUAUCAUAGGACUUCUAAUGAAUAUACCUCUGUUGAUGGACCCAAUGGUUCUUAGUGUCCUGUAUGUUUGGUGUCAGCUAAAUAGAGAUGUGAUAGUAACUUUCUGGUUUGGAACAAGGUUCAAAGCCAUGUUCUUACCGUGGGUUCUCUUUGGUUUCAACAUGAUUAUGUCAAAUGGGGGUCUCAUGGAGCUGGUUGGCAUUGUAGUUGGACACUUGUAUUAUUUCCUUACAAUAAAGUAUCCACAAGAAAUGAAUGGUCCAGAGUUACUGUCAACUCCAGGCAUCCUGAAACAAUGGUUCCCAGAUCACAGACCGCAUGUUGCUGGUUUUGGGUCUGUUCCAACUCCCAGACGACCAGAAAAUUCGGGAAGCUCAUGGCGAGGACACUCUUGGGGUAGAGGUCAAGUCCUUGGAGGACAGUAGUUGUAAAUACUUACAUCUUACCUUUUUAUUUCCAAGUCAUUGCAUCAACAUCGUAAUUGUUUUAUUCAGGUUUUCCGUUUUUCUUUUUUUUUGGUUGUAAUUCUUUUCGUUAGGAAUAUAUUUUAUUCUCUUUGAUUAUGCUUCGUUGCACAAAUGGAAAUAAUGACUCGAAUUAUGUUAGUCUGAAUACAAUGACAGAAUUUUUAUCUCUGGAAGCAUCAGUGUUGAUAUAAUUGAUCUCUUACACUGUUUGAAGUGUUGAAUAGUAGGCGACUACAGCCCAUCAACAAGAUUCUAUGUUAGAAUUUCUUAAUUUAUUUAAUGCUGAAUUCAGAGUAUUAUUUCGAUGUAUUUAUGCUAAAAUGUAAUAGAAAAGGGUGGGAAAAAAGGGAUGCGCUCGUUAGUCAGCAGCUGUAAGAAUGAUGGGAAUUUUAGAGCGUCAGUUACAUCAGCAGCUACGAUGGGAGAAAUCAACGACAAGGUUGUCGGACUUUAACUCAUGAAUCCUGUCCACAUCGCUCUUGUCACAUGCCCAAGGCUCAUGAAUUAUCGUAUUUUAGCGCCUAGUUCAUGUUGAUUUUCAGUAAAAUCUCACUUUUCCAUCUCCUUAAAACGGACCACGCCAACUUAUACAUUGUUUCUUAUGCAGCAUUUACGAGCACACAUCAUCUUUCCUAACUGGCUCUAGUUCCUCUCAGCCGAAAAACGUCUAUUUUAGGUACAGAUCAAGUAAAUGACCAUCAUGUAAUUGAACACUGUAGUAGGCAAUUCAGCAAUGACCAGCUAGCUCUUAGUUCUAAAUUAUUGAGCAUUGUCCCUUAUGUGUUUGGAUAGGUGUUUCAAUGGCAAAAAUUAUCAUUUCCCUAUGUCUGCUUUUCUCAAAUUUAAAACUAAGUCAAGCUUUUAUUGGAGUUUUUCCCAUCAUGUAUGUUGCUGAGCUGUACUUUCAUUUUGUUUGAGGAUAGAAAUAUUUCUGUACAAAUGAAUAUUUUCAGCCAUUGUUACUCCAAUAGAUUUUUUUAAAAAUAAUUGAAUUCAUGCUAUGAAUAAGGUUCCCGUUACAUCUUGGUCCACAAAGAAUAAUAUUCAAAUUAGUGCAAAAACAAUCACUUGCAUUUAUUUUCUGUACUUUUUUUACUGUUUUUCAUCUAGUGUACCGCUUCUAAAUGAAAAUUGUAAUUUAAAUGUUCCAGGUAGUUACUUCUUACUUGUUUCACCUUCAACUUAUGAUAAAUUAAGGCCACAUCAUGUCAAUACCUGAAUAACCCAUACUUUGGCACUUCGAUCAUUCAUUUUUAAUUUCAAUCCAGGAGUUAGGAUGAAUUUUUUUUCUUCUUCCUCAUGUCUACAAACGAAACCAAGUUUUUAAGUCUUUCCACAAACUGACCAUCCUGUGAUUCUAUUUUUCUGUAUCCUAACAAUCAGCAAGUUUAUAGAAACUUCUGUAUUAUUGAUAAUCGGUCAUUCUUUAUAAGUUAUUUUGCCUUUAAAACUAGGGAGGAGGGUGGGAUCAAAUGGAAUGUAACUGUAUCAAAUGUUGAGUAGUUUCGACCUCUAGGUGGCUGGUUGCACAUGAGCUCCGUUGUAAAUUGAUCCAAAUCUAAUCUUAGUUGCAAAAUAUAGAAGCGUAUGUUAUUUUCAAUGUGAUGCAGGUCUGAUUUCUCUUAUUGGCUCCUUAAAAUUCAAUUGUGAAAUGCAAAAUGAAUCAUUUCAUUUACCGCGUAGAUGAAUUUUUAAAUUUGUGAAUUCUCUUUCAGUUAGAGUCUACUGACAAAUCAUUUUGAUCUAUACAAACUAUAUUUUGAAUUGGUAUUGUUCCAUCAAGUUUCUAUGUAGUGAAAAUAACUUCUGUAUCUAUUAACGAUGGCUAGAAUAAGUUGAUUAUGCAUUUUUGUUAAAGUGUCUAUAGACUGUUGUAAUGUUUAAAAUGGAAAAAAAAAUUUCUCUGUAAAUAUAGGACUUGAUAUUUUAUCGUUAAA